CCAGUCAAGAGCUGAUAGCUCCGUGAGCCAAGGUUUAGAAAAAAUCCCGCCGAUCACCGCAUUUCUUAUAGAGCCAGUUAACCAGAAUACCCUUGCUUAAUACUCCCACAGGUCUGAUGUCAAAACCGGCGUUGAGUCUGUGUGCUUCUGCAGAUACGGGGGCGAGGUUGUGAUUUUUUUCGCCGGUUUUUAUUUUUUUGGCCGGAAGUGUUUCGCCGGGCUGAUGAAGGCUUCUUCGCUGCAACUCAGUUGAGUUGAAGCGGAACCGGCGGUUCUCCAACCGUUUCCGACCGGACAUUGGAGUUGAAAUCCGGAGAAAUCAUCCAAAUCCCCACAUUGCUCGCGCCAAAAAUCUGCAAUUUGGAUGGGGGCAGGGGCGUCCAGCAUGAUGGGGCCGGAGGGUUACGGCCGGGGACGGAGCCAGACGUCGCUGGGUGACAUGCCGGAGAGCUGCGUGGCGCUGGUGCUGCUCUACCUCGACCCGCAGGAGAUCUGCCUCGUCGCGCGCCUGAACCGGGCGUUCCGCGGCGCGGCCUCCGCCGAUUGCGUCUGGGCCGCUAAGCUUCCCGCCAACUACCGGUACCUCGCCGCGCUCGCCGCCGCUGCCGACGACGAAUGCGGCUGCGACGAAUCAACCGAGGGCAAUGGCAGGUGCUGCUCCUCUGCGGCGAUCAAGAAGGAGAUAUACGCGCGCCUCUGCCGGCCCACUCCCUUCCACGGGGGCACCAAGGAAUUCUGGAUUGAGAAGAACAGUGGAGGCCUUUGCUUGUCCAUCUCCUCAAAGGCUAUGGCGAUCACAUGUAUCGAUGAUCGGAGGUACUGGAGCCUUCUGCCCACAGAGGAAUCAAGAUUUCAUAGUGUUUCCUAUCUUCAGCAAAUUUGGUGGCUUGAGGUGGUUGGGGAGAUUGAUUUCUGCUUUCCUGCUGGUUCAUACAGCCUUUUCUUCCGGCUCCACUUGGGCCUACCGCGCAAGCGGAUGGGCCGCCGGGUCUCUGGCUCUGAGCUUAUCCACGGUUGGGACAUCAAACCAACGCAGUUCCAGCUCUCAACUUCAGAUGAUCAGCACAGCACAUCUGAACGUUAUCUAGAGAGACCAGGAACCUGGAUCCUCUACCAUGUCGGCGAUUUUGUUGUAUCGAGUUCAGAUGAGCUGACCAAACUCAAGUUCUCUAUGAUGCAGAUUGAUUGCACACAUACAAAAGGUGGUCUUUGUGUCGACUCUGUUUUUAUAUACCCCAAGGAUCACCAACACGAGAAGGAGCGCAUAAUCUGCAAGUAAUUUUUGUAAAACCGCUGCAUCACUCCAUGGGGGUGCUUGAGUGGGUUGCCUAGCCUCUCUCUCUCUCUCUCUCUCUCUCUCUCUCUCUCUCUCUCUCUCUCUCUCUCUCUCGUGAUCAUUCUUGUCCAAAAGCCCAAUGUGCAUAUUCUUUUUUCAGAGAGUUUUGCAUGAACAUAAGGUCUUGUUCUGUAUUUUUUUUGUAGCGUUAGUGAAAUAAUUAGGGAGGUCAGAAGAUUUCGGGUCUGUGAUGAGAAGUAGGGUGGCCCACAACUGCAGGUCUGCCAGCCUUUCUAUUUUGCUGGAUCCUUCGCUGGCAAAGCAGGUGUUACAAGCCCACGACUGCGGCCAGGCUCGGAGAUUGGGCUUACUAUUUGGACACACAUCAGAUUCUCGACCCCAGUGUUUGGAACGCCGACGCCGGCGAGGCUCGGAGAUCGCUCCGCCGCCGCAUGCCAAAUUCUAGGAGUAAACGCGAAGCUGCAGAUCUCCGAACGGAUUGCAGCGAACUCCACACGAACGAGCGCAGCGUGUGCCGAUCGAGUUGGCCCUGGUCGGAGUUUCAAAUGACGACCCCCCCCCCCCCCCCCGGUGGGGUCCCAUCAAGCGCACGCGAUGGAUCGUCGUGUCGGCGCCGGACGCGAUGGCUCUGUGAGACGAUUAGUCCGGACGCCGGACGCAGCGAGUUCUAAACGAGCAAGCCACGCGAUGGAAUCGACCGUGGUCGGAGUUUGAGACGACCGCCCCCUGGUCGGUGUCUGAAGUACCGACCACCCUCGGUCGGGGUCUGGAGCACCGAUCCCGGCCCCAGUUCACCAUUGUCGCCCGCGCGGGGAAGCAGGCGGCCAAUGGGCGAUUCGAUCGAUCGUCGUGUCGGCUCCUGCACCCCUCGAAUUCGGCGCCGCUCCCUUCGCCCCCAAUCCCAUGCCCUGUUGCCUUCGUCUUCCUGGCGUGGUGAGCUUUCUUCUAUCAAAUAUUCUGGAAAGUUCUAGAAUAAAGGGUUUUAGGCAUCGUGGUUUCGUCCUAUCGCCUGCGGAACGUGAUUCUUCUUACGUCGCUUCCAACAUAAGCGUGGAAAUUCUGUAAACAGCCCAAUACGAUUCGUGUUAUUUUACUCGAGGAGAAGCUAGCCGGCAAAUUCUUCCAAAGUAAUGCUGAAUUGAAUUUUGCCUUCCCUGA
Molecule: messenger RNA, 2455 nt
Organism: Phragmites australis (common reed)
Lineage: Eukaryota; Viridiplantae; Streptophyta; Magnoliopsida; Poales; Poaceae
Product: F-box protein PP2-A13-like
Exons: 3
Coding region: 365-1279 (304 amino acids)
Molecular function (GO): protein binding
Source: RefSeq, a predicted model, not a curated record